Molecule: messenger RNA, 1289 nt
Organism: Cyprinodon tularosa
Lineage: Eukaryota; Metazoa; Chordata; Actinopteri; Cyprinodontiformes; Cyprinodontidae
Product: lactose-binding lectin l-2-like
Exons: 1
Coding region: 136-624 (162 amino acids)
Molecular function (GO): signaling receptor activity
Source: RefSeq, a predicted model, not a curated record
UCACAAAAGUAAAUAUUUGCUUAAUGUAUUUAACCAAUCAAAACCCUUCAAGAGGGCAGAUAAAAAUUUUAGAGGCUUUAUAAGAGCCUGUCUCAAAUUUCAGUCCUACCAAGCAAAGCAGAUUAAACUGAAAUCAUGAUCCUGUUCCUCUUAUUGUUUGCUUUAGCUCUGGGUUCAGUGUCAACUUCAUCUGAACAGGAAAUAAGGCUGGAGCGUGGCACCUGCCCCAUGUUCUGGUACAGCUUCAAUGGCCGCUGCUACAAGUACGUCGCCACACUCAUGACCUGGAGCAAAGCAGAGCUGCACUGUGUAUCAGAAGGAGCCAACCUGGUGUCUGUCCACAGCUUUGCAGAGCAUGAUUUUGUUAAAUCUCUGAUCAAGAACUUUGACACUGCUGAAGGACGCACAUGGAUCGGACUCAGUGAUAUCCAUAAGGAAGGAGGCUAUAUGUGGUCUGAUGGUUCUGCAGCAAAAUUUUUCUCUUGGGGUCCCGGGGAGCCAAACAACAACGGUGGAGCUGAACAUUGUGUUCAUACUAACUUUGAUCAAGAUAAAAAAUGGAAUGAUGCACAUUGUUCUGACUAUUACCCCUCGGUCUGUGCAAGUCGCACAGCCUUUAUCUAGCCCCUAAUAUAGUUUCCUAGAUCGUAUUCAAUAAGAUUUUAGUAAUAGAGAAUUCAUGUCUACUAUGGAGUGUCUGUAUUAGAGACUAUUUUUUUAAGCUCAUAUAAAUUUAGAAACAUUUUAAAGAUUUUGAGAUGUUUGUUUUUUCGCCAGGUUCACUGUUUUUUGUGGUUUUCUUGUUAGCUCUGAUUAUGUUUUUGUGAUUAUUCAUAGUUUCAUUAAUUCCUUUCUUGUUUGUUUUUGUCAUACUUCAGCUAUUCAAUUAGAAUGAUUGUUUCUACCUGUUUUUUGGUCUGAGCCACAAUAUUAACCUAGCAAUUUUUUCACGCUCUAUGUCAAGUCAAGUUUCCUUUAAUAAACUAUCUCCACCUACCAGGCUGCCUCUGCCUGCACUCACUUUUGGGUCUGCUGCAUAACGGACUUCUCCAUUCUCUCAGAAAAGACCAAACCAUUAAAGGCAGCCACUCUUGAUUUUUUUUAUGGGAACGUCCAAAGUUUAAAUUAAUUGUCUUUUUCAUAAGCACUUUUCCCUUUACCUGAAAUACUCUAAAUUAAAACUAGGUUUGUCUUCUAUAAAUCUGCGGUGAAGAGUGUGAUCAGUAAGAUGCUUCUCCAGAGCCGCUGUAAGACAGGGGAUCCUUCAUGCCAAUAGCUGAUCAAUAAAG